AACAAGUCGAUUGAGCAAAUGGAAGGAACGUAUAUAUUCUCAACAUUAAUAAUAAUGAAUGAUAAGAGCACAAUUCAAACACUGAAUGCAAUUCCUUUGAAUAACCUACCUACCAAAUCUUCACCGGAUAUGCAAAUCAUAUCUCAAACUAAAUUGUUUCAAGGGAGCGUCCCUUUAAUUGGACCAUUAUCGGUCUUGUUUUGUAACGAAUAUAAUAUUCUUGAUUUAUACAGAGCGAGUUAUCUGUUAAAAACAUCUUCCUUAAAAGCACGACAAUUUAGGAUUAUUGGUGAUUGCGUGCUUCGCACCGGAGCACUGGUCGGAGGAAAAAUACACGCCUUAGUAACGGAAAAAAUGUCUACUUUUCAGAAACACCCAAUGAAAGAUAAUAUUUCAAAUGUUUUUGAGCAGGUCAAGAUUAUUCAUCAAAAACUUAAAUCUGAUCUCGUCGAAACUUCUGACUUAUAUGAAAGAGAUGCAUUAGAUGAAGAAAAAAAUCAGCGGAGAACGGAUAUGUUUGAUACGUAUAUAACGGUUGCUGAUGCAUCGGUUGACGAUGAAUAUAAAUUCAACUUAACUAUUUGCAGUAACUUUUAUGUUUUACCUAAACGGAGGGUAAGCACUAUCAUUAAAGGCGUUCCUGUUUAUUCGGAUUGGACCAUCAUUUCUAAUAACGAUAAAGAGCAGUUGUUAGCAUUCAUAAUAUCCAAAAGAGUACAACUGUAUACGCUUUUAUUGUAUAUCUAUGACCGCAACCAAAACAUUUCGCAAAAUGAUAUGGAAAUAUCGCCAUUUAUCAGUAAUUUUCAAAUGAUAAACAUUCAGGAACGGAUAGUUUUAUUAGCUCUGUUCGAAGUCAUGAAACUACAGGAUACUAUGGAAGGAAAAUUGAAGAUAUAUCGCUACAAUAUCGAUAAAACGAAAUUGGAACCUUAUCUCACAAUCAAUGGAAUUUAUAACUCAGUUAUGGUAGUUAUUGUAGAUGAUAAAAUGUUAUUGAUUACAGCCGAGAAAGAAUCAAAUCUAUUAGUUGUAUACAUGGUUGAACGUACUGAUUGCUCACUUUAUCAAAAAAUAUUCUUCGAUUCUUCCAUAAUUUCAGUGGAGAAUCCACCUAUCACAGACAAACCGACACUUCAAAUUCAAACUGGAGAUAUGAUGAUACAUAUAUAUAAAUAUUCGGCUCUAGAG
This is a messenger RNA of Wyeomyia smithii (pitcher-plant mosquito), 1191 nucleotides long. RefSeq lists its product as uncharacterized. The annotation marks the transcript as partial. The record is from RefSeq and is a predicted model, not a curated record. The transcript has 2 exons. Lineage: Eukaryota; Metazoa; Arthropoda; Insecta; Diptera; Culicidae.